Messenger RNA from Malassezia sympodialis ATCC 42132, 705 nucleotides. RefSeq lists its product as uncharacterized. Bases 1 to 705 code for a protein of 234 amino acids. The transcript is spliced from 2 exons. The record is from RefSeq and is a predicted model, not a curated record. Gene Ontology annotation, cellular component: mitochondrion. Gene Ontology annotation, biological process: mitochondrial L-ornithine transmembrane transport. Gene Ontology annotation, molecular function: L-ornithine transmembrane transporter activity. Lineage: Eukaryota; Fungi; Basidiomycota; Malasseziomycetes; Malasseziales; Malasseziaceae.
AUGCCUGUGCUGGGCGCGACGAUGGAGGAUGCAGCGCUCUUUCUUACAUACAACCAGGUGCAGCGCGCGCUGCGGAAUGUGCGUGGCGUGAGCGAGUCGGCGACGCUGCCGCUGACGGACCUGGCGGUCGCGGCGGCGGCGUCAGGCGCGAUGGCCGCGGUGGUGCUCACGCCGGUCGAGCUGAUCAAGUGCCGCAUGCAGGUACAGCAGAUGGGGCGCACGUCGCGGGCGCCGGUGCCGAACGCUGUCCCCUUGAUCUGGGAGACACUGCAAAAGUCGGGCGUGACGGGCCUGUGGCACGGUUUGUCUGGCACGCUGAUUCGCGAGGUCGGCGGGGGCAUUGCGUGGUUCCUCUCGUUUGAGCUCGCCACGCGUGAGUUUGCGCGCCGGCACGCGAAGGCGCGGCCUGCGGACGCGCCGCCGAGCAAGGCGGACCUGAGCAGCUUGGAGCUGGCGGUAAGUGGCGCGCUUGCCGGUGUGAGCUACAAUGUGAGCCUAUUUCCUGCCGACAGUGUCAAGUCGGCGAUGCAAACGCAGCGCGAACUGCGCGCGCACACGCGCGAAGCGGCAGGGCCGCCGCUCGGCUUCAUGACGAUGCUGAUGCGCCUCUACCAGACGCGCGGGCUGGCGGGUCUCUAUGCGGGGGUGGGCGUGACCCUCGUGUACCACAAGUUGGAGCAGCUAGCGGCACGGUCUGGGUGGUAG